UCUCAUUUGGUGGCAGGGAUGGGAAACAAUCGCAUGAAGGGAGCCGACUUCAGCUCUCUACAAGAAUGACAGGGAGCUUCGGCCUUUGUUUUGCCGGAGAUCUUCUCUUCUAAAGGCUAGAGCCGUCCUUUUUUUUUUUUUUUUAACUCUUAAAAAAAAUCCUAAGGAGGUGUCGCUAAAUCCAUCCCUCCUAUGGUGAAUCAAACGGCACCUGAGAUGUAAACCCUUCUUAUUUUCUUCUUCUUUCGCUUCUGCAUCUUGAGACUCUUCUAACCUUCCCUUUGGAGUUGAGAAAACAGUUGCCUCCUCUCCACUCCUUCUCCAUGAGGUGAUUUUUGUCUGCAAUUUUUUAAAAAUUUUGUUCUUGGGGUCUCCCCACCACCACCGUUUUUGUGAGGCAAUUUAACUAUCCCAAGGAGACUCUUUCACAAGGAGGAUGAGUGUGUGUGUGUGUCUGUGGCUGGUACAAGUGGGGAAUGUUGGACGGUUUGAGAUGGCUAUCUAGCAUAAACACAGACAAGCCACUGAACCCUUUGGUUGUGCAACGGAUUGUCAUAAAGGGAAACUGAAGUGGAUAACAGCAGCGCGCAAUCGCUCCUUGGCAUGCUUCUUGUAUCCUCAUCGUGGGGACUGCCAGAGAUGUUGCAGACAAUUUACGAAACUGAAUCGUGUUUCUCUUCAGAUGGAGUUUCUGGACGUGAGCCAUCACUGGAACUCCUCUCGCGGGCACAGAUCCAUGCCAUACCUGUGGCCGCUGUGGACUUGAAGCCGGUACUUCCCGCGGUGAUGCAGAGCUCUUGCAACAACAACAGCAGCAGUAGCAGCAGCCCGGUGGACUUGCGAAUGGAUGCCCGGCCCAGCAUGCCCUCUGUGGACCCAGCUGUCCGAGAACAGCAGCUGCAGCAGGAACUCUUGGCCUUGAAACAGCAGCAGCAUUUGCAGAAGCAGCUGCUCUUUGCCGAGUUUCAGAAGCAGCAUGAGCAUCUAACACGGCAGCAUGAAGUCCAGUUGCAGAAGCACCUCAAGCAACAGCAGGAGAUGCUGGCAGCAAAGCGUCAACAGGAACUGGAGCAGCAGCGUAAGCGAGAACAACAGCGGCAGGAAGAGCUGGAGAAGCAGCGUCUGGAGCAGCAGCUACUUAUCUUGCGCAACAAAGAAAAAAGCAAAGAGAGUGCCAUUGCCAGCACUGAAGUGAAGCUGAAACUUCAGGAGUUCCUUCUCAGCAAGUCAAAAGAGCCAGCUGUAGUAGGCGGCUUGAACCAUUCCCUCCCUCAGCACACCAAAUGCUGGGGGGCUCACCAUACCUCAUUGGACCAGAGUUCCCCUCCCCAAACAGGAAGCCCGGGAACACCACCCUCUUGCAAACUACCUUUACUCGGCUCUUACGACAGCAGAGACGACUUUCCACUUCGGAAAACCGCCUCAGAACCCAACUUAAAAGUGCGCUCACGAUUAAAACAGAAGGUUGCAGAGAGGCGGAGCAGCCCCCUACUGCGGAGGAAAGAUGGGACCGUCAUAAGCACCUUCAAAAAACGAGCAGUUGAAAUCACAGUGUCUUCAAUGUGCAACAGUGCCCCUGGGUCUGGUCCUAGUUCCCCAAACAGCUCUAACAGCGCCAUCACAGAAAAUGGACUUACUGGCUCAGUGCCCAAUAUCCAUACAGAGCAGAUGCUACCCCAACACCGAGCUGUCACAAUGGAUGGGUCAGCUAGCCAGCUCAGCUUAUACACUUCCCCGUCUUUGCCUAACAUCUCCUUAGGAUUGCAAGCUACCGUCACGGUGACAAAUUCGCACCUUAACGCCUCCCCAAACCUUUCUACGCAGCCAGAAGCGGAGCGUCAGGCGAUCCAGUCAUUGCGCCAGGGGGGUGCCUUGACAAGCAAGUUUCUGAGCAUGUCGUCAAUCCCCAGUUGCCUUCUGGGAGUGGCCCUGGAGGGCGAGACCAACAACCAUGGACAUGCUUCCUUGCUUCAGCACGUCCUGCUCCUGGAACAGGCUCGGCAACAGAACACACUAAUUGCUGUUCCUCUGCAUGGCCAGUCCCCUCUGGUGACAGGGGAGCGCAUCCCUAGCAACCUGCGGACCGUGAGCAAGCUGCCCCGGCACCGCCCACUGAGCCGCACCCAGUCGUCGCCGCUGCCCCAGAGCCCUCAAGCCCUCCAGCAUCUGGUGGUGCAGCAACAGCAUCAGCACUUCUUGGAGAAACAGAAGCAGCAGCAGAUCCAGCUGGGAAAGAUCAUCACCAAGACCGGUGAGCUGCUGCGGCCACCCACUACGCACCCCGAGGAGACGGAGGAGGAGCUGACGGAGCAACAGGAGUCCCUGGGCCUGGGCUCCUUUGUGGUGGAUGGGUCGACAGAGAGCGAGGGAACGCAGGAUGACCUAGAGGAGGAGAAAGAAGAGGAAGAGGAGGAGGAGGAGGAGGUGGUGGAAGAGCAGAGCUGUCUCCAAGUGAAGGAUGAGGCCGGGGAGAGCGGGCUGGAAGAAGAGCAGGAGGUGGAGGAGCUGGGCGUGACUUACAGGCAGGUGUUUGCAGAUGCACAUCAGCUGCGACCCCUCCAGUUUUACCAGACUCCCCUCAGCAUCAACACCCUGCCACAUCAAGCCCUCAGCCGCACCCAAUCCUCACCUGCCAGCACCAGCUUGAAGAGCAGUACAGCUGAACCUUUGGCCAAACACCUUUUCACUACAGGCAUCGUAUAUGACACAUUUAUGCUGAAGCACCAGUGUACGUGUGGAAACACUAAUGUUCACCCAGAGCAUGCUGGGAGAAUCCAGAGUAUCUGGUCCAGAUUACAAGAGACAGGGUUGUUAAGCAAGUGCGAGAGGAUCCGAGGCCGGAAAGCAACGCUAGAUGAAAUCCAGACAGUCCAUUCGGAGCAUCACACGUUACUAUAUGGAACCAGCCCCCUGAAUCGGCAAAAACUUGACAGCAAGAAAUUGCUAGGUCCCCUUACUCAGAAGAUGUAUGCUGUCCUCCCAUGUGGCGGUAUUGGGGUUGACAGUGACACAGUGUGGAACGAGAUGCACUCAUCCAGUGCGGUCCGCAUGGCUGUUGGAUGCUUGGUGGAGCUGGCCUUCAAAGUGGCAUCUGGGGAGCUUAAGAAUGGAUUUGCUGUCAUCCGGCCACCAGGUCAUCAUGCAGAAGAGUCCACAGCUAUGGGCUUCUGCUUCUUCAACUCUGUUGCCAUUGCUGCCAAGCUCCUCCAGCAAAAACUUGCCAUCAGCAAAAUCCUCAUUGUGGACUGGGAUAUUCACCAUGGUAAUGGCACUCAGCAGGCAUUCUACAGCGACCCCAACAUACUCUAUAUCUCCCUCCAUCGCUAUGACAACGGCAAUUUCUUCCCAGGCAGUGGAGCCCCUGAGGAGGUUGGCAGUGGGAUUGGUGUAGGCUACAACGUAAACAUUGCCUGGACUGGUGGAGUGGAUCCCCCCAUUGGUGAUGUGGAGUAUCUGACUGCCUUUCGGACUGUGGUGAUGCCAAUAGCCAAUGAAUUCUCACCAGAUGUGGUCCUCGUUUCUGCCGGCUUCGAUGCUGUUGAAGGCCAUCUGUCCCCAUUGGGUGGAUAUUCUGUCACGGCCAAAUGUUUUGGACACCUAACCAAGCAGCUGAUGAAACUGGCAGGUGGGCGUGUUGUUCUAGCGUUGGAGGGAGGUCAUGAUCUGACAGCCAUCUGUGAUGCCUCUGAGGCCUGCGUCUCCUCCUUGCUUGGCCUUGAGCUGGAGCAGCUGGAUCAAGCUCUGUUGCAACAAAAGCCCAACGCCAAUGCUGUGGCCACCCUGGAGAAAGUCAUUGAUAUCCAGAGCAAGCACUGGAGCUCAGUGAAACGCUCCGCAGCAAUUGUCGGCUGCUCCCUGCUGGAGGCGCAGAAGGGCGAGGCAGAGGAGGCGGAGACAGUCAGCGCCAUGGCAUCCCUGUCGGUGGACACAGAGCAGGGAAAAGCAGAGAGCGGUAUUCGACAACCAGAAGAGCCAAUGGAGGCCGAACCCGUGUUGUGAAGUGCCAAGACUUCAAUUUGUGUAGCUGUCACUCUGUGGGUUAAUUGGUCAUUUGUGAUUUCGUUUAAAAAAAAACAACCAACAACAAAAGAAAUUAAUUUUUUUAUCUAUUAAAAAAAUGAAAAGAAAAAAAAAAGAGUUGCACUGGACAAAAUGAGCCCGUGUGUGUGUGCGCGUGUGUGAUUGCGUCAGUCUCCUGGCAUUCGUUCUCACCAGCAUCACCAUUUUGUCCUAACUCUUUUGGGAUUUGUGAGGGGAAUGGUUGGGGGCCUUCAUAUGGGCAUCUCCUCGGGUUAUUCCUUUCUUAGACAUCAUUCCCCUGGCCCUGGCCGCUAAACUCAUCCCCCUCUCAGGGCUCGCACAAACUCUUUUGCUGACCUAGCUGAAAAUUACACAUACCGUAUCUUGUUGUAGGCAGGGGGAGGAGGGUACUGGAUUUCCUCCUUAGAGUCUUUUCUGAUUGCAGUGCCUUUUCCUUGCUCCAAACAUGGACAUUUUUGUUUCAUUUUCUUGUAAAGAGCCAGGAAAAAUGGGCUGCAAAUAGAAAAACCAGCGUAUGGGAUCCAGCUGUCCUCACAUUUCAAACUUUGUGGUCCCAAGGGGCAGGACAGGAAUUGCAUUUCCCCUUGAGAUUGCCCUGUUAACCUGGAGCCCCUGGAAUUGUGCUGCCCUAGGUAGCCACCUGUACUGCCUAUUGGGUUGGGCCAAUCUUGCCGAAUCUGUUCGUGAAAUGCCAUUUCUCUCCUCUGGGUUAUUUGCACAAUGAGAUGGGAUUGAAGGCAAACUCCCAGAUGCAUUUUCAAAUCUCCGUUCUCUGCCUCCUCAAUUUCUCUUGGUUUCUCACUCUCAGUUUAGCUCCAAACCAUUUGGAUUUAAUCCUACCUUUGUUGCCUAAAUCUGUCUUUCUCCUGAUCCAUUCAGCUGUAAAGUGUUCUGCAAUAUGUAUAGUUCUGAAUUAAUCUCUAGGAGAAGUCCCCGAGGUGCGGAGAAAGGAAAAAUGUGUGCCUUUAAGUCAUUUUUGUUAAUGCCUUAAUUUCUCUGUGAGUUCACUUCUCCUCCAACUGCCCUUCCCCACUUCUGUUAAUCAUCUCGAAGGGAGAUAGAAAUACAGAAAGGAAUCAUGUGUAACUCCCCCCAACACCAAUACACAUUGGCUUCGAUCCAGUUCUAGUCAUGUGUAAACAAACUGCUCACAUGUGACUAGCUGUGGGAGAAUGUGGUUGGGGGUGUGCAUUUGGAUAUGAAUGCACAUCCCAUUCAAUAUGAAUGUGCAUCCCAUUCAAAGCAAUGCAGCCAAGAUACACUGCAUUGUCACUGGGAUGCACAUCCCAUUUAUACCCACAGUUCCUAAUCAGGCGCAAACCUGUUUACGAGCACAGAUCUCCUUGCUGGAUCAGGGCACGUGUCAUUAAAACCCUUUUGUAAUUAAGAGUGUGCUUAUGUUGACUGUUUCAUGACCAAUGCUUUCUGGAGGUUCUCUCUCUUUUCCUCUCUUUCUUUUUGUUUUUUUUUUCCUUGUUAUUGUUUGAAAGACUCCUCAUCACUUACUGUAAAUAAUUUGUUUUCUUGUAUCACGUGCACAAACUUUGUUUCAAUGAAACUUUGUCCAUUCAUAUAUAAAAGAAAAAAGAAAAAGGAGAGAAUUCUUUGCUGUUACUACUUCACCAGCCAAAAAAAAAAAAUUUAAAAAAGAAAAUAUAGAGCAAUUUUAGCUUUUAAAAGAAAUGGAUAUAAAGAAAAAAAGGGUAUAUAAUUUUAUUACAGAUGUAUUAUUUAAUAGUAUUUUUUUAACUUGUACCACAAAACUCCUUUCCUUUGGAAAGUUGCUAGCAGGGAUAAUGUAACAAGGGAAAAGAGGGGGCUCGGUAUUGUUUUUACUAGUUCAGGGCAAUGGGAUUUCUAAGCUGUGCGUGUUUGUGGGGGGUGCUGGGGAGGGGGGAGCUGUGUGGAAUGUAAGAUUGGGAUGCAUUUUUAGCUACAAAAUUAGGGUUGCCAGGGAACUGUUCGGGGGAUCUCUUGGUUUGUUUCAGGUUAAGUCCUCUCAAGUGUCCCAUGUGGAGCAGGCUGCCGAAGGAUAUUCCUUCCUGAGGUGUCAUAUGAAAUAAUCACAUUUUAUAUAUAUCACGAAUGGAAGGACAUGUCCAGAUAGUGCUCUCCUUCUUCUGCCCUUCCCUCCUUUCCUUCUCCUCCUCCCAGCUUGGCAUGGCAGCAAACCAUUAGCCCAGGCCAGAGAACUGCAGGGGCAACAAAAGACCAUUUCUUUGUGCGGCCCUGAUUUGCUAGGUGGUGUCUGAAGACAGAUUCCUGGCACCUACUGCAAAGGUAAAGUGUGCUGUCAAGUUGGUGUCAACUCCUGGCACCCACAGAGCCCUGUGGUUGUCUUUGGUAGAAUACAGGAGAGGUUGACCAUUGCCAUCUCCCGCGCAGUGUGAGACGAUGCCUUUCAACAUCGUCCUAUAUUGCUGCUGCCCGGUAUAGGUGUUUCCCAUAGUCUGGGAAACAUAUCAGUGGGGAUUUUAACCGGCAACCUCUGGCUUGCUAGUCAAGUCAUUUCCCCACUGUGCCAUUAGGUGCACCGCUGUACUAGGUGUGUAAAAAGCUGCUGAUGGGAGAGAGAGCAGGGAACUGCUGUGGGAGACUUCACCCAGCAACUCGGUUGUGCACACUUGAUUCCACAGGAUUCCCCGUGAGGCAGCCUUAGCCAGUGUUUAUCCACAAGCACAGCAGUGUGUGCUCAUCUACUGCUACUCAGUUUUCUGUGGAUUGGAUUGAGAAUACAUGCACUAAGCAUCAGAACCAUAUGGGGUGAGACGUAAGCAUUACACAUGCAUUAACAAGCUACUGCUUUUGUGUGGUAUGCUACAUAUGAGUGUGGUCAGUUGGUUCAGAUCUCUAGGUGAAGGGGGAAGCAGAGCAGAGAUUUAAUGAAAUAAAUGGGUGGAUGUGGUCUGUUGACACCACAGGCUUUCCCCACCUGUUUCUACAUCUAGAUCGUGUUUGCUCAACACAAGAGCUAGAGAUAUGUUCAGAAAAAAGCAGUGUAGUUUGGUAAAGACCCCUGUUGGCUGUGGAUGCCAGUGUGGGCUGAAGCACCUUUGACCCCCUAAAUCAGAGCCAUCCAGAUUCACCUUUUGCAUUAUUUGGUCAAGGCUGCCUUGUCUUAAUUUGUUGGCUUUGCAGAGUCCUGUCUGCUCUCCAGGGGCUGUGGUGCUGAAAUGUUGAGAGGCAAGAACAGGCUGGGAGUUUGCAAAGCCAAAAAGUAUUUGUUUAGAAAAGAGGGGAAACAUGGUGGAAUGAUUCAUAUAUACAUAGGGAAAUCUUUGUGGUUAAAUCUAUUCACCACCUUCUGGGCUUACUCAGGACUGUAAUCGAGAGAAGUCACAGAAAGAUGUUGUGGAAUAGUAAAUGGACACCAUACGAUAUUCUAGAUUCUGAGGAGUAUCUUAAGCGCAAAUCAAGGUGGCUAAGCAGUGAGGAAUACAGCAGUGAAGGAUAUGGUGGUGUUUCCAAUCUGAUCAUUUCUGAAAGUCAUACCCAUUUCAUUUCUUUAAAAAGUCCAUACACACGUGUCAAUUUUGCAUUUGUAGUGAGGAAAAAUAAGCCAUAUGGGGAUUGGGAGGGAGGGAUGGUGAAAUGUAUCCUUUCCAAGAACAGUAAUUGGACAGCCUGUGCAUGACUUGAGGCACUACCUUUAACAUUAAUUACUACAGAGUAGUGAGGGACAACUCACGAUCUGCAUCCAAAGCACCACGCCCCUUUUGGGAAUAAAUUUGAGAGGGGAAAGCGACAGUAAUACGAAGACCUGUUUGGGUCACUUUACUGCUUCUUUCUAUCCCUUCCCCCCACUAGAGACUUAUAAUCUCUGUAAUCCAAUAGCAGCAGGACUCUGCAAUCUCUCCUGUUUGUUACACUCUAAGCACAUUUCUUUUGCAGUCACAAAAUGGUGCCAAAUCUCUGAUCACACCUUUUAAAAUAUCAUCCCUUUAAAAUGCUAACUGAGACACUUCUACAUCCAUAAUCCUGCUUUGACAUGUAAGCCUUUCCUCAUAGUGGCAACCAUCAAUUAUUACUCCCAACACACAGGACCAGUUCCUGAGGAUGGAUUCAUUCAAGAGCUUCCCACAUUUCCAGCUGGCACUUUGGGUGUGUACAGAUGUACCCUUAAACAGAGGUCACCAUGGCCUUUCUCCCAUUGAGAGAUCAAGGUUUCCACAGAUCUUCACAAUGCAUCUGACAGCAAUUCAAACACUGAUCUUGGCUGUCUGUACUGUUCCUCCCCUCAGUCUUCAGGUGAGCUGUCUGACUUUAAAAACAGUUAGUGCAGUGUGAAAUUUAUUCAUGCAGAUAUUUGUUCCUUGCUUUAAAAAAAGAAAGAAAAGAAAAGCCCCUUUUAAAAUAGCUACAAAACUGCUUUGAGUAUGAGAAUGGAGAAAGGUUUGUGAUGUUGCAAAUGCCUGCCAAUCAUGUUUUUUAGAACUGAUUUCCCCGAGUCUGAUCCCAGGUUGGAAUUGUAUAUUUAUAUGCAAAGCAGUGAGUGUGCUUCUGCAGUAACUCGACCGCUCCAACAGAGUACAUCUGUACAUAUCCUUUCUUUAGCCUCAGCCAAAUGUGCAGGAAUCAGUAGCUGUGAAAGGGCAGAACAACGUGGCUUGCACCUUCCUAAUGUGAAUUGCUUAACCUGUGUGCCAUACGGCCUGUUUGAACCCGUUUGCACUGUGUGGGCAGACAGUGGAAUCCAUGUGGGCUUUGCAUCUGUUGUUAUGCAACGUGAGGAUAUGAUGCACUUCUUUACCCCAGCAGUCAGGCAGGCAGAUCCUCAGUUGUGCAUCUUCACUAACCUCAUGGCAUAGAUGCUUUAAAAUGGCCUGUUUACAGUUUGAUCUACUUGCAAGCCAGGGGAGAAGGAAGUGGGGAGGCAGGUAGUAUAUCUGCAAGGAUGAUCCCUGGUAGAAACCCCUUCCAUGCCAAUAAUUGCCAUAUGUGAAUUUCCCAAGAAAUGCCUUUUUGGGAAAUGGGAAUACUUUUCUUGGUGACACUUCAAGUCUAGCAGAAGAGAGCAAGGGGUUACCGGCUUAAAUAACCAUGCACACAUUUCCUGUUGGGUAGAAGUACUCCAUAAGCAGGAGAGCCAUCAGCUUCUUGGUUUGCCUUUUUUUUUUUUUUUUACACAAAGCCAUAGAACAGCACAACUUAAUCAUCUGAUCACUGCUCCUCUGUUCAUUGUCGGCUGAUUGCAGGUAUGCAUUGCUGUUAUGUUUAGGGAUUAUUAAUGAAGGAACUGCAGCUUUCCUACUCAGGCAGGGAUGGUUGCUAGGGCAGGUCUGGCACCUGAUGUUCUCCCUGCUGCCUGUCUAUUCAUUGACUGGGCCAGAUUGGGGGGGGGGGGCGGCAGUGUGCAGGCCUCACAAUGGCGUAUCAGUUUCACGGUCGGAGCACCAUGCCUUUCUAUGAACUCUCUUGAACAACAGUGGUGGAGGUUAGCCAAAAUUCCCAAUUCCAGUGUGGAUUUUUUUGCUCACAUUGAGGACCUCAAGCCGUACCCCCCCACACCUCCCCCCCGCCUUAUUGGGACAAGAAUGUGAGAGUCGUCUUGAUUAUUAUAUCUAGGGAGGCUCAAAAAAUUAGUUUCUUAAACAGAGAGGCACUUCCAACAAUCACGUUUAAGAACCUGCAAGGUAGCUAAUUUGGCUUGAUGCAGUAAGUUGGUCCUUGCAACCAAAAUAACUGAUAUGGAAACUUCUGCUGCAGGAUAUGGUAGCAGUGCAGAUGAAAUAAAGAUGAGGAGACAUUACUUUUUUUUUUAAAGCAGAAUUGUUGACCUUUCUGUAGUCAUGGAUGCACAAGAUUAAAUAGGGAAGCAGUCCUCAGGUCUCAAACAUCCUGAAUUCUAUCUAAAGAAAACGACUCCUAAGUUCCAUUGAAAUCAAUGGUACUUAAGUGAGUCGCAUCUAAUUUGUCUCUAUUCUUUCAAUCGGGCUUAGUCAGGACUUACAUUAUUUGGAUACAACCCACUGACUGAUAACCAGACCAAUGAAGUGCUUGUGGAAGGAUGCUGUUGCACUUGCAGCGUCCACACAAGAGAAGUGGGCAUAUUCUUUGGUCCUGCAUUCAGACACAAGGGGCAUACAGUUCCUCACACCACCCCUUCUUUUCACACAUCCUACUGUCCACUUGUGGUUUGUGGGAGGUUCCUGUACAGACCUAGACACCUGCAGAAGGGUGCACAGUUGUUUUUGCCUCUGCAGCUAAAUGGAACUAAGUAUGCACAGGCUUCUAUUUGGGAGUAUGAAUGGGGGGUUGGUUGCCCAUGGAUUUUUGUGUGCAUUUACCAGGUUGCUGUGUAUAGUAUCCCCCCCCUUUUUUUGCAUGUCCAGUACACCUGUUUCUGCACACACUUCAUGUCCACUGGAUGAUCAGGCUAAUAAUGGCCCAUUACAUAAAAACAAAAGUCCUGUUCCUUCCCCUCAUCCAGGAUUCUUCCACUUACAAAGAAAUGUGUUAUCCACAUGGUUAUAACCUAGAAUAGCAUCCCAGUGUUGGGAUUUCUCACAGAGCAAAAGACUCCAGCUAAAUCUGAGGUCAAGCAAAGCAUUACAGGGAGGUUACCAUAAGGAAGGGUUUGCCACAUCGCCAUCUCUUUCACACCCAUACUUUUUUUCCUCCUACUUGUUCUUCUGGGAGAUGGGAGGGCUGAAAGAACAUUUUCCACCAGCCAUUGUUUCCAUAUUGAUCGUUUCUCAUCUUGGGAUUUAUUUUUUGGGUGGGGGGAGGGAGAAGUCAAGAGGCUGGCCGUUAAGUUGCAAUGCCUUUGAAAAGCCAUUAGUCCUUAGGACAACAGUGUGGAACAAUUGUCUGCGUUGCAGCUCAUGUUCUGUAGGGAUCCUUUUCAGGGGAUUCCACAUCAGUAUUAAGUUGUCAGGGGGGCUGUUCUUCAGGAAGGGAAGGGAAAUGGGUGUUUUUUUUCUUUCUAACCAACCCCUUCCCAUGACACUGGAAGAUGCCCCCACAAGUGGGAAUAUCUGUAUUUUUCUUUUUUCUUUUUCUGCUUUUCCUCCUGCUUUCUUCUCUUCUCUCUCUCUCUCUUUCGCUCAAUACAAUUUUUAGUUGAGUAUUUUGUAAUAUGUUCCAAUGUUUGUCCUUGUGUAAAUAAAAUUGUUUCUGGCAA
Messenger RNA from Hemicordylus capensis (graceful crag lizard), 11164 nucleotides. It is a transcript of the gene HDAC5, whose product is annotated as histone deacetylase 5. NCBI's taxonomy places the organism in Eukaryota, Metazoa, Chordata, Lepidosauria, Squamata, Cordylidae. The transcript is spliced from 25 exons. The record is from RefSeq and is a predicted model, not a curated record. Gene Ontology annotation, cellular component: histone deacetylase complex. Gene Ontology annotation, biological process: negative regulation of transcription by RNA polymerase II; chromatin organization. Gene Ontology annotation, molecular function: histone deacetylase activity. Bases 604 to 3999 code for a protein of 1131 amino acids.